AUGAGCUUCUCAAGGUCAUUGCAAUUGGCCUGGAGAUCAAGACGGCAAAAUGCCAUCUCACAUUGUUGUCCAAGGAGGGGAAUCAGCGUCUCUGCCGCAGAGCUUCGAUUCGGCCAGCCACUGCAUGAGACCCAUCCGCAUCUGUUGAAACCCGGCGAAAUUACGCCCGGUAUCACCGCCCAAGAGUACUACGACCGCCGCGUGAACCUCGCCAAGGCGCUCCCUCCAAAUUCCAUCGCCGUGCUCGCCGCAUCAGACGUCAAAUACCGCUCCGGCGCUGUGUUCUACAAGUUCCACCAGGACCCCGACUUCCUCUACUUGACCGGAUUCAACGAGCCGGACGCGCUGGCCGUUAUAGAAAAGGUCGACGACAGCGGCGAACAUAAUUUCCACCUCUACGUGAGACCGAAGGACACCCAGGCAGAGCUGUGGGAGGGAGCCAGAUCUGGCGUCCAGGCUGCCGAAGAUGUCUUCAACGCCGACACCGCGGGCGACGUCAACACGCUGCCCAAGAUACUACCCGAGAUCCUGAAGCGGACGAAGGAGGUGUACACAGAUCUGCCCGGCAGCCUCAUCUCCCGGAACACCCUGAGCAGGUACCUGUCAGGCCAAGAGCCCUCUCGCACCGGCGGCAUAGCAACCGUCCUUCGAGACGCAGCAGGCGUCAAAGUCAAGCCCCUCCGGCACAUGAUGAACGAACUGCGCGUCAUAAAAAGCGAAGCCGAGAUCAAGAACAUGCGCAAAGCCGGCCAGCACUCCGGACGCGCCAUCACAGACGCCAUGCGGCAGACAUUCCAGUUCGAAAAGGACCUCGACUCGUUCCUCGACUACUGGUUCAAGCAAGACGGCUGCGACGGCCCAGCCUACGUCCCCGUCGUCGCGGGCGGCAUCAACGCAAACACAAUCCACUACGUCACCAACGACAUGCAGUUCAAGCCCGACGACCUCGUGCUCGUCGACGCGGGCGCCGAGUACGGCGGCUACAUCACCGACAUCUCGCGCACGUGGCCGGUGAGCGGCAAAUUCACGCCCGCCCAGCGCGAUCUGUACACGCUGCUGCUCAACGUCCAGCGCACCUGCGUCGCGCUGUGCCACGAGGACUCGAACCUCACGCUCGACAAGCUGCACGGCAUUGCGAAGUCGAGGCUGGAGGACGGCCUCAAGUCGCUCGGCUUCGAUAUGUCGGACAAGGACGCCAUCAACACGAUCUUCCCGCACCACCUCGGCCACUACAUCGGCCUUGAUGUCCACGAUAGCCCUGGGUUCCCGAGGAGCAGGCAGUUCGAGAAGGGGAUGUGCGUCACGGUUGAGCCGGGCAUCUACGUCCCCAACGACGAGAGGUGGCCGGCCUGGGCGAGGGGGAUCGGAAUGAGGAUUGAGGAUAGUGUUUGCGUGAGGGAGGACGGGCCGUACGUUUUUAGCACUGAGGCGGUUAAGGAGGUGAGUAUACAGCCAUGCUUUUCUACUAUAGCGAAAUAUGCUGGAUCAAACACUAACUCGACAUGUUACUAG
Molecule: messenger RNA, 1512 nt
Organism: Aaosphaeria arxii CBS 175.79
Lineage: Eukaryota; Fungi; Ascomycota; Dothideomycetes; Pleosporales
Exons: 4
Coding region: 1-1512 (503 amino acids)
Cellular component (GO): mitochondrion
Molecular function (GO): metalloaminopeptidase activity; manganese ion binding
Source: RefSeq, a predicted model, not a curated record